AUAACUACUGGAACGCUGCAUCAUUCACCACCCCGUCAUCGUACCUGCACUUUGCCACCUUCCAGGGUGAAAUCAGCGCCGACAUCUCCUUCUAUUUCAAGACGAGCGCGCCCUAUGGCGUCUUCUUGGAGAACUUGGGCAACACUGACUUCAUUCGCUUGGAGCUCAAAUCUCCUAAGGUGGUCUCCUUCUCCUUCGAUGUUGGAAACGGACCCGUGGAGCUGACCGUGCACUCGGCCACGCCCCUCAACGACGACCAGUGGCACCGCGUGAUGGCCGAGCGCAACGUCAAGGAAGCGGUCCUGCAGCUGGAUCAGACUUACCGGGCGUCCCAGCUGGCUCCUGCGCAGGGACACACACGACUGGAGCUGUUCAGCCAGCUCUACGUGGGUGCUGCGGGGGGACAGAGGGGGUUCCUCGGCUGCAUCAGGGCCUUACGAAUGAAUGGGAUCACCCUCGAUCUGGAAGAGAGGGCCGAAGUCACACCCGGGGUCAAGCCCGGCUGCCAAGGCCACUGUACGAGCUUCGGGAUGUACUGCCGGAAUGGAGGAAAGUGCGUGGAGAGGUACAACGGCUACUUGUGUGACUGCACCGAAACUGCCUACGACGGCCCAUUCUGCACAAAAGAUGUCGGGGGUUUCUUUGAAGCGGGAACUCUGAUCAAGUACAACUUCAUGCCCGAAGCAGUUGCAGGAGCCAGUAAGGACGCGAAGGUUGUGACGCACCAGCUGACGCCGUAUGAAGCGAAUCUAACAAAGGAGGACGUGGCCUUUAGUUUCAGCACGUCCAACGCUCCGGCUAUUCUGAUGUAUGUCAGCUCCAAGACGCAGGACUAUCUGGCGGUGGUGUUAAGAGAGAACGGUUCACUGCAGGUGCGGUACAACCUGGGCGGUCUGAGGGAGCCAUUUGCUAUCGAUGUGGACCAACGCAACCUGGCCAAUGGACAGCCGCAUAGCAUCAACAUGUCCCGUCUCAACAGAAGCAUCAGCAUCCAGUUGGAUCAUUACCCUCCAGUCAGCUACAACCUCCCAGAGGCCUCAGACACACAGUUCAACCUGGUCAAGACGCUGUUCUUGGGAAAAGUCUACGAAACUGGACACAUAGACCCAGUCCUCAUCGAGCGCUACAACACCCCAGGUUUCAUCGGGUGUCUCUCUCGGGUUCAGUUCAACGGAGUCGCCCCCCUCAAGUCCGCACUGAGAACAGCCGCGCAGGCCACGCCAACAGCCGGUCAGCAGGACAAACAGCCCGCAGCCACCUUACCUGUGUCUUUCCAGGGCAAACUAGUAGAGUCCAACUGUGGGGCGUCACCACUCACCAUCCCACCAAUGUCUGCCGCAACGGAUCCCUGGCAUCUGGACAACACAGAUGCAGAGUUCCCCUUCAAUGAGGAGAGAGUGAUUCCUGAUGGAGUCAACAGGGACUCGGCCAUCAUCGGAGGUAUCAUUGCGGUGGUGAUCUUCACCAUCUUAUGUACUCUGGUGUUCCUGAUCCGCUACAUGUUCCGUCACAAAGGCACCUACCACACCAACGAGGCCAAGGGCAGCGGGGAAUCCGCCGCAGAAUCAGCGGACACGGCCAUCAUCGGCACCGACAACCCGGAGACCAUCGACGAAUCAAAGAAGGAGUGGUUCAUCUAACGGCCGGUGAUGGAACUCUGGGAGAGGAAGCGAUUUGUUAGACCAUCAGUUGCCACAGAGAUGGAGAGGGUUUAAUUAAAUGACUAAUCACAGGAGAGAUGGAGGAUUGGCUACUCUAAUAGGACAAUAAUCUCCGAGAGAAGGCGGGGAUGUGGGAAAGACGUGUACAGAAAUCUUUUUUUCGUUCGUUUGUUUGUUUUGGGUUUUUUUUAUAUAUAUAUAUACAGAGUAUUAGAAAAAAGAAGAGGGACACUAAUUCUGCAGAGCACAGCUAUAAAAGACUGUACAUGUAUAUACUAACCGGCUUGUCCUUCUUUGUAUCGUGCUUGGGAGUUUUCAGGAGUCCUUUGAAUACUGUAUAUGACAAAUAAUUAUACUUACUGGGUCGUGUGAUAGCAAAGAUUUAUUGCCAGUCCCUGUUGCGUUUUGAUUUUAUAUUUUAACAAAAAUCUUAUAUCAAAAAUGAUCAAAUCAACAUGCCAAACCCUUUCGUUAUUUUUCAAGCUGUGGAUGCACCAGUCUGUCAACACUCAUAUCAAUUGACGUGCCACUUAUAUUAUGGUAAUAUAGAGCUGAAUAUGGAUGCCAAAAGUCACUUUGUAAAUACAGUAUUUUGUGUUAUUUUUCUCUUUUUCUCAAAAGAUUUAUUCAGAGUCCAAUUACAUAAACACUGAUGAGAAGUUUCAUAUCUCUAUUACAGCGAUAUCAUACGUCUGUCCAUUGCAUUAUAUAUGUGUGAAAUAUAGAGUUUUAUGUUGAAAUCCUAUGACAUUCGAUUGUAUGGGACAUUCCUUUCUGUGGAAGGGCAGAGAGGGGUUUCUCAGAGCAUGAUGGGAAAUCAUGACACUCCAUGGUUGGUUCGGCUCAUCGCGGCAGCUUUCUUUGAAUUCGGAAUGGGUGAAACCAGUGAGCCUUUACUCAUUCAGACUUGUCGGUUUGUUUCUUUGCCAAACACUUGAGUCUUACGUCAGAUUUUUUUUUUUUGCAUUUAAUGUUCGAGUUCGCGAGGUUUUUAUUUUGCGUUCCAUCUCAGACUGACGUUGGGCUGUAGGUUGCAUGCAUCCAUGUGUGAGGGUCGAAUAUUGGACAAAACAAGUGCCAGAAGAGACGAGACGAGAUCGAACAACUUGACUUGAUGAGUUCUAUUGACGCGCUAAACUCCAUGCAUUAGGCGGCUGAAGUAGCAUGAAACAAAAGAAUAAAUAAAAAUCGGUUAAUAUCUGAACAAUACCUGGGACGAGGUUAAGAUGAUAAUUGGCUUCUUAAUCCAUUGUGCCUUCAGGGUGUUGAGCCGUUUUCGCCUUGCCUCGCACUACUUAGCACAAACUUACGACAGAAACUUGACCGCUGCUGCAUGGAAUUCUCCAAGUUUUCAGGUGUUUUUACGUUUCCUGGUUUUAAAUGGUGCUGCGUUCGAUUGGCCACGAAUCACGAUCGAAGCUUGAUUUUGAAUUCAGAAUCUCUCAAAUCUUAAAGAAGGCAGACUUUAGCGAGCGCGGCUGCUUUUGCGGCGGGAGCAGCUUCGCCGACGCAUGGGAGAGCUGCACCAUGUUUACAUCUCCCCUUUGUGACGCACGUGUCCGAUAAAGCGACGGGUCAAGGCUGUUUUGUUCAAUUACAUGAGCAAAGAAGAGAAUGAGGAGGCGGCUGCUUUGUGAACUGAGCUUCACGCUACAGUGCCACUGUUGUCCAACAUGCAUUCAAAAGAUGUGCAAGUUCUAACCAUGUUUUUUUUUUGUUUCCUGUCAGUUAUUGUUUACCUACAUGUUUACCUUACCAUGACAUUUACAGUACAGUGUGUUACAGUUUCAACCAGCUGCCAACUUUGUUAUUUUGUUGUGAAUUUUGCUUUUUUUUUUCUAUAUCUGUUUGGUCAAAUUGCUCCUAUCGCACUCUUCCAUGAAGGAUUUGUACAUCAUCAUCAUCACCUCGGGGGUUAAGUGUUACCUGUAGAUCACUUUAUCAGACAUUAGGGUAGCUGGUGAUCAGCCUGCCUUCUACUGAGGCCUCAAACAAGAUUUACUCUGUUCUCACACCUUUUCAGGCAAAUAAGUGACUCUACUUGCAUUCUUUUUUUUUUGUUAAUUUAACUCCUCAGACUACACAUAAACAUGCACACACACACACCCUUGAUAUGCGGUUUGAACCUAACAAAGAUUAUAAUGGAUUAUCAGCACCGACAGACAAAACCAUAACCCAUAUGUUUUGCUUUCGGUUCUAUUGAGUUCAAUAAAGAGUGUUUGAUCUUUA
Molecule: messenger RNA, 3890 nt
Organism: Stegastes partitus (bicolor damselfish)
Lineage: Eukaryota; Metazoa; Chordata; Actinopteri; Pomacentridae
Product: contactin-associated protein-like 2
Exons: 9
Source: RefSeq, a predicted model, not a curated record